CAAAUCAUGGAAUAUAAUAAACUGUGUGUAUUUAGUUGCCUAGCAAUCAUUUGUCUGACAAUGACAAGCAAUGGAGGCAAAAUAUUACUGUUUCCUGUGGAUGGAGGCUACAAUAGCAGACUCAGAAAUAUGCUGAAACUUGGUAGAAUGCUCACUAUUGCCAAACACCAGGUCACAUGUGUUCUAUCUGACAGAAUGAUGGAUGAUGCAUUAUUCAAAUUAGCCGAAGGAGGAACUGUUGAUCCAAACUUUAAAAUCAUUAGUUAUAAAAUGCCACCAGUAGAUUUAGCAGUUUUGCAAAAGAAUACUGAAAACCAAAACUUUCUGGAUUUAAUGAUUGAUAUGGAUGCACCUAAGGUUGUAGGGUUCUUUGCAGGAGAGCUUUUCAGCAAUGUUUUGGAGAACACACUGCGGGAUAAGACUUUGAUGAGUCAGUUAGCUAAGCAGGAUUUUGACGUUAUAAUCGCUGAUGAGAUUGUGAUUUUUCCAAGGAUCCUUGCAGCAGACAGAAAAAUACCCAUCAUUCUGUAUAGCAAUUUUGGUCCCAUGACAUUUGAUCCUAAUAUAAUCCCCAGGCACAGCUUGGCAUAUGUAAAUGGAUGUUUUAAUAGAUUUAGUGAUGUCAUGACAUUUUCACAGAGACUGGAAAAUGUUUGGGAAUAUUUACGAAUGAGAUGGGUGAUGUCUGACUUGUAUGCUAUAGCAGAAGCAGUUUGCUUGAAGUAUGGCUAUAGGACCUCUUGUGACAAUAUCAGAGGAAUCCAUAAAACUGUUAACCUUGUGCUUAUGAACCGAAAUGAUGUUAUACACUACCCUGCCCCCUAUAUGCAACAUAUCAUUUCCUCAGAGGGUUUCUUUAUGGAAACCCCAAAACCUUUAGAUACAAAUUACAAUGAUGUCGUUAAAAGGUCAGGGAAACAUGGAAUCAUUGUAGUAAGCUUUGGGUCACAAUUUCGGCGAUUAGGAAAAGAACAUCGCAAAAUCUUUGCGGAGGCAUUCUCCAAAAUGCCACAGAUGGUUAUAUGGAGCUAUGAAGGUGAAACACCCGAAGGUUUGGGAGAAAACACUUUUGUUGACAAAUGGAUUCCACAAGCUGAUCUGCUGGCAAACCCUGCAGUUAAACUAUUUGUAACACAAUGUGGAGCCUCUGCAUUAUUUGAGGCAUUGAAUUAUGGUGUUCCUGUUAUUGGUGUUCCCUUUAUUGGAGACCAGGAAUAUAAUUGCCAGAAGCUUGCAUAUAGGGUUAAAUCAGCCAAGGUUGUUCAAUUAAAAGGAAUCACAAGUUCAAGACUUCAGAAUGCAAUGGAAGAUGUUAUAAACAACGUAACAUAUGCAGAAAAUGCAAGAAAAGGUGCCUCUAUGUAUCAUAACCAACCAAUUGAGCCGAGAAAUAAAACCUUGUAUUGGAUUGAGUAUGUUAUUCGCCAUAAAGGAGCAGCACACUUGAGAUCAGUUGGCGAGAAUCGACUGAACUUCUUUCAAUAUUAUCUACUUGAUAUAGCGGUAUUAGCUACAAUGAUUUCAAUUGUGGUUUUCACAAGUUUUAUUUUAAUCAUAAAGUCAUUUAUUAAAUGCUUUCUAAAAACAUCAAAAACUAAAGUCCAUU
Molecule: messenger RNA, 1606 nt
Organism: Owenia fusiformis
Lineage: Eukaryota; Metazoa; Annelida; Polychaeta; Sabellida; Oweniidae
Source: the annotation of a GenBank genome assembly